AUGUCCUCACAACAACCCGCUCCCGACCCGGAGCGGGAAUAUAACCUGAUAUCAAACCUCGAGUUGCGCAUCGCCUCAGCCUCGACCGAUGCAAAACUGGAGACGAUCUUGCAGAAGUUCCUGCCGGCUUUACUGUUGAAGCUGGGGUCUCCCACGCCCAAGAAUCGCAACCUCGCCAUCAAAGUGUGCCAGUACGUCAAUCAGCGAUUGAAGAUCACUGCGGAUAUCAAACUGCCUGUUCGGGCGCUGGUUAAGACGUUCCGAGAAGGAGAAAACGCAUUCGUCCGGAGGUUCUGUCUAGUCUUCAUCGAGCAAGGUCUGCCGAGAUUGGACGUCGGCGAAGCAAUUGUCACACUGCCUGGUGUGCUCCAGUUCGCGGUGCCCAAGAAUGAAAGCUACGAAGGCAGCGACCGCAAGAUGUGGGCGAUCGCCUUUGACUUCCUCCUCGAGGUGCUGAGCAAGUGGAGGAAUCUUCCUGAACGUGGUAGCAAGGAAGAUCUGGCACUCAAAGAGACAUUUGCUCUCUCCCAAACACAAAGUGAUCUUUUGGUCGCUCGGUUUUGCGAUUUCCUGCUCUACGACCCCAAGGACCCCAGCACAGCCAACAGUCUAGGGCAAGACGAAGAAGACUUCAAACCUGUACUUGAUAAGAACUUUAGACGCCGGUCCGAGGUUGUCCAUCCUAUCGCGCGGUUUCUGUUCACCUCGAUAUUCACCGACCAGCAGCGUUUCAUCCCAGCGGUUAUUAUGGCGGUCGACCCCAACACCUCUGCAGCGAGCAUGAGCGAUAUCAUGUUCAAACAGUGCAAUUUCGACCUCGAGGCCGAUACCACCGUAGACGCCCUUUUUGCACUUUACCGACGCGCCGGAACGAAGCCGAAGCUGCAGACGCGGAUCCUGUCCAUCCUGUCACGCAGCCAGAGGUCUACCACGCGCACGCAAGAGGUCAUGGAUAUGGUCGAGACGCAGCUGCUAAACGCGGCCCGGUCGGGCGGUUUAGAGGCGGCUAAACUCCGAGCAGCGCUCUUCUCAUACCUGACCUGGACUGUCCGUGUGGGUCAGAGUCAGCAUCUGGGACAGAUCAGCACCCGGCUUCAGGAUCUGUUGAAAGAAUAUAUUGAGAUGCAGGGCUGGCCGACAAUGAACGAGGACAAUCGGUCGGCCGCUGCGGAGGUGGAGUUACGCGCCAAAGCCUACGAGAGCAUUGGACUGUUGGCCGCAAUCAAGGACACGGCGAAGACCUCGGAGACGAACGUACGGCUUCUGGAUCUCGUAACGUGGCUCUUCACCAGUUUACGCUGUGACACGACUCGAGACAUCAAAGGCAGCGUCGAAGAGGCCAUUGGGCGAGUGAUGAACACGGUCACAGCCACCGAUCUCGAUGAAACAUCCACCGCGCGAUUGAGGGACCUUUUACUAUGGAACGUGCUUGCCACGCCUGGCCAGGAAGAUCCGAUCUAUUUCCUGACCACGGUAAACGUGACGAAGUAUCCCGCAAUCCGAUUCGCCAACAAAUGUCUCCCCUUCCACAACGUCGAUGCACGAUUCAUCGAUGUGUUGGCUCUAGGCUCGUCAGACCGCAGAGAGGUGGCAGAGGAAGGUGUCCGAGGUCUUGACCCUUACUGGCAUACGUCCAAUGUGCGCAUGGCAGGUCCUUCGUCUGAGGAAGUGGGCAAAUUGGCUUUACCUGAGCUUUCCGCUCUGGUGCAUCGCUUUUUCAACUCAGACCCCGAUCAACUGAAAUACUACGACAACCUUGCGGUAUUAGCGGCUGCAGUGACUUUUUGUCGCAACGUCUUCAUCUGUGACGCCUUGAAGGACACCAAGCUGGUGCCAGAAGCAUCGGCAGAUUGGAAGCAGACAAUUGAUGCCCUGGUCAGCAAUGAUCUCGACGUCCGACAGAAGAUCCGCACUCACUUGCGUGACCUUCCAGUGGAUGUUGCAUUACCUCUGAUCAAUGCAGCUUUGCUUGGAAUGUCCAGAGGUUCCGGUGAAUGUGCAGACCUGUCCGUCGAAUUCAUGUCGCUUGCACCAAACAGCCUGAUUCCAUGUGUUCAGAAGUCGGCUCUCGACGCAGCCUCGCAGAUCGUGGCAAAGUCGACGCUACAAACCCGGGGUGCUCGCGUGUUUGGUAUCGUUUCGUCAUUUGCCGACGACGCCGAGGCUAUUGCGUGCGCGGAGUUGAGUGACAGCAAAGACUGGAACUCGGCUGUGGGAGACCAACUACUCAAGGCACAGGGUCAUAUGUUACGUGCAUGUUUCUGCCUUACGAGGAGAUCGCUCAGGGGCCGUCUGGACUUUUCUCACAACAUCCUGCAAGAGCUAACACCACUUAUCUUCGAUAUCAUCAAAACAUCCACCGACAAGUCUCUCAAGGAGACCGCAUAUCGGUGUCUGCGGCAGCUCGCUCUAUGCAUGCCACCUGACAAGGGACCACAUCCGGACCAGGACCUACUGAAAAUUCUCAUUUCUGAUGGGAAGAAAGAAAAUGAGCCAGCGGUAUCUGCCGCUGGACCUUUGCUUCCAACCCUGCAUGCGAAAGAAACCGACUCCGAAUUUGAGUCAUUCUUCAAGCGUCUCCUAGGGCUCUCUGAAGUCCGACGGGCAGAGUUCCACUUUGCACUGGGAGAAGCCCUGGCUGUAGCCUGUGCUGGACUCGGUUCAUCAUCGACAAUGACUGAUUUUGACGUCGACGCCGAGCUGCCGACCUGGGGUGACAACGACAUACUGGCCGAAAUAAUCAUUGAACGAGUCCUUGAGGAAUGUAAGACGACGAAACCCUCGCAGAAGAAGGCGGCCGCCAUCUGGCUCUUAUGUAUUGUCCAAUACUGCGGCAACCUCUCAGCCAUCAAAGCGAGGCUGCGGGAUUGUCAAGCUGCUUUUGCCAGGCUCCUCAACGAUCGCGAUGAGAUUGUGCAAGAAACUGGCUCGCGAGGGCUUAGUGUCGUGUAUGAGCAUGGAGAUAAACAGCUUCGAGACGAUCUGGUACGAGAUCUGGUCCAAACAUUUACGGGGACCACGGCGAGAUUCUCUGGUUCUGUGGAUGAGGAUACUCAGCUGUUCGAACCGGGUGCCCUGCCCACCGAGAAGGGAGAAUCGGUGACGACAUACAAAGACAUUGUCCGUCUUGCCACGGAAAUGGGCGAUCCCAGUCUGGUGUACAGGUUCAUGAACCUGGCUUCGAACAAUGCUAUUUGGAGCAGCCGAGCCGCAUUUGGUCGAUUCGGGCUGGGUCAAGUCCUGGCUGACUCGACGUAUCUGACGGAAAACAAGAGGUUUUAUCCCAAGCUAUUCCGGUACCGGUUUGACCCCAACCCGAAUGUUCAACGGUCGAUGGAGGAGAUCUGGAAAGCUCUAGUGAAGGACCCCAACAAGGUGAUCAACGAGAACUUCGAUCUCAUCAUGGAAGAUCUGCUCAAAAGUGUGGUCUCUGGGAAAGAAUGGCGCGCUCGGGAAGCCAGCUGUGCUGCAAUCUCCGACCUUGUGCAGGGCCGCGACGUCGAGAUGUUCGAAAAGUACCUUGACGAGAUCUGGACCGUGGCUUUCAAGGUCCUAGAUGAUGUCAAGGAAACUGUGCGCGUGGCCGCCAUGAAGCUAUGCAGAACACUCACAAGCAUGCUGAUUCGCAAUCUGGAGGUGGGUGAGGGCAGUUCCAAACGAUCCGCAACCAUGCUCAACCAUGCUAUGCCAUUUCUGCUGCAGCAGAUGGAAAACGGAGCAGCGAAGGAUGUCCAGCAGUACGCCGUGGUGACACUCUUGGAGGUGGUCAAAAAGUGUCCGCCGAAAGCUCUACGCCCCUUUGCUCCAAAGGUGUUGGAGACACUGGUGAUUUCUCUCAGCUCACUUGAACACGAAAGUAUCAACUAUCUGCACCUGAACGCCGACAAAUACGGCUUGACCGCUGAGAAGCUUGACAAGAUGAGAGUUUCGAGUAUCAACGCCUCGCCCGUUACCGAGGCAAUUGAGCGUUGUUUAGACAGCAUCACCAUGCCGAUCACCCCGGACAAUGACACUACGGACGCUAUGCAGGGGGUGGUGUCGACUCCCGGAACACCAAGUGUUGCACCGAUGGAAGAUGGCAUGCAACGGCUUGUGAAUGCAUACCGGGCAUCGAUCGGACUUCCGUCCAAGGUUGGACUCAGCAGAGUGAUGACCACGCUGGUGGUUCGCCAUCCAACCGCAUUCCGACCAUACGCUGACAGGUUCAUCCAAGUGACGAGAAAGCAUCUCCUCGAUCGCAAUGCCACCAUUAGCAUUGCUUUCAGUACUUCUUUGGGGUACCUGAUGAGGCUGGCCUCCGACAAAGAAGUCCACGCAACAAGCAAGUACGCUCAGAAAUUGUAUUUCGAAUCGCAGGAACUGGCCCAUCGCGCCGUUGCUGGUGAAAUCAUCCAAGCGAUUUCCAAGGCGGCCAACGACGUGUUCAUGAAUUUUGCUUCAGCCUUUCUACCUUUUGCAUUCAUCGGACGUCGCGACACAGACAAAGAAGUGAGGGAGCGGUUUGAUGUGCCAUGGAAAGAGAAUAUUGGCGGCUCCCGUGCGAUCAACCUUUACUUACCGGAGAUAGUCGACUUGAUAUCUACCCAUAUCAAGUCACCGUUGUGGCCCAUCAAACAUGCUUGCUCUCUGGCAGUCGCCGAGUUGAUGUCAUCGAUGGAAGUCCAGGAGACCUACAGUGACAGGGAUAGUUCCCUUCUUUGGCCCCUGGUGCAAGAAGCCCUGGACGGUAAGACCUGGGAUGGUAAGGAAGAAAUCAUCAAAGUGUAUCCCAAAUUCAUCAAGCAAGCUCGGCCACUCUGGUCCGACGCAAAGACGACCCAACAGAUGAAGAAGAUUGCCCUGCGGGAGGCGAAGAGGACAAAUGCCACAUAUCGACCUCCUGCGAUUGAAGCACUCGCGGAGUUCGCGGUCGUCCGGGAAGAUCUGGACCUCACCCAGGAGGUGGUACCUUAUCUGGCGGACCUGAUGGACGAGCUGACAGACGAGGAUGCCAUGGAGGUUGAUGAUGCUAACGGCAAGUCCGUUGAGAAUCGUAAUAGCGCGGUGGAACGGACGGCGACGGCGGCUGUGUCAUGCCUGUUCAAAGUUUUGGCAACCCAUGCAAACGUCAAUGUUCUGGAUCAAGCUACCCGAAUUGUACAAAAGGCGCAUUCGCUUUAUUCCAGCACAAUCGACGCUGCACUAUACGACAGUGCAAAGGUUUUCGUCCAGGCAGCGCGCAAAGAGAACGAAAAGGGGAGUGUUGGUGGUGAGAAGGAAGGCUGCGACAAGACCGAAAAUAACUCAGCCCCGGAUGACGCACAACUUGAGGGCCUUAGGUCAGCGGCUGUAGCAAAAGAGGUUUCGGGGAGACGCGCGGGAGGAGACGAUGGAGGAACGGGCGGCGGCGGGUUUGCGCCAUUUGAGCCACUUCUUAUGGCGGUGCUCACCGCCGGGGCCGACUUUUCUCGCCAAGCGACGGAAACCGAGGGCAGGCGCAGAUCACGUGUGGAUCUUGCUCGGACGCUGGCUGAGGGUGGCGUCGUGGAUCCCGCAGCGCUCAGGGCGAUCUUGGACCGCUGGUUGCAGGUCGAACGGUCGAGGCCUCUGCGUGAGGACAUCGAGAGAGCCCGACAGGCCCUCGUUUGA
Molecule: messenger RNA, 5628 nt
Organism: Capronia coronata CBS 617.96
Lineage: Eukaryota; Fungi; Ascomycota; Eurotiomycetes; Chaetothyriales; Herpotrichiellaceae
Exons: 2
Coding region: 1-5628 (1875 amino acids)
Biological process (GO): proteasome assembly
Cellular component (GO): cytoplasm; nucleus
Molecular function (GO): molecular adaptor activity
Source: RefSeq, a predicted model, not a curated record